AUGAGUAAAUUUCGUUCCAAGCUAAAGAGGAAAGAUGGAUCAAAGCGAUGGAAGAAAGGAAGUGCUUCUUCGUCCAAUCCGCAAGAGAGCAAGCAUCGAGCUAAGGCAAAAAGCCGGUUCUUCCAAACAAACCUAAGCCUGGCUCCGACUGGCAAUCCAGCUGACCAGAAAAGCAAGUUAACGCUCGAGGCUGUGCUAAAACAUGAAGCCAUACAGUCGUACGGGAGUGGAGGUGCGGACAAAACGAAGCAACCGACAGUGAACGAUAUUGCGGCCAGCAUCAAAUCGUUCAGCAUGAAAGAUGGCGACGACGAGCUGAUGUCCGACUCACAGCAGGGAACGUUCAAAACGUUCCAAACGUUCGCCUCGAACUGGAGUGCCUGUUCGAACAUGAGCUUCAAGAAGCUACUGACCAACUUCCGUGCCGAUUCUCAGCUGCAGAAAGAUAUGCUGGCAAUAUUGGCCGCCCUUACGGAGGUUAUAAAGGAGCAUUCCGGUACUCAAAGCAGCACGGAAUACUUUCUCGCCCUCAUGGAAACAAUAGAGGCAGCCAAGGAGGACAACGACAUCAAUGCCGCCGUUUCACUGCUCGCCAUGGGUAUCAAGUCCGUCCCGCAGGCUGUGCUGCGCCAAAAGUUCUCGGACACAGCACAAACGCUGCUCGCUCUGCUCGAAAGAUACACCGAAACUGACAACCAUGCAAUGGUGCGUAAUCUGAUCGGUUGCAUUUCGGUGAUGCUAAGGGCGCAAGCGUACGAUCAGUGGAAGAUGUCUUCGACGCUGAAAUUUUUCGACGCCAUACUAGCGUUCACCACGCACACAAAACCGAAGCUACGCAAAGCGGCACAGCACGGUGUGGUUGCCGUGAUUCACGGCAGUUGCUUCAUGGUUCCAUCAAAGCAAGACGCCGACGAGCAACGGGAGCAAAGAGACGAUGACGGUGAACCGGCACAGAAGGCUAACCUUGUGAAGCAUCAUCCGGCCGGUGGUCGUGUGGCUCGAUUCUGCAUUGGACAGUUUAAGCCGGAAAACAUAGCCAACAAUCAGACGGUCAUUUUGCACACACUCGGGCUGCUGCAUAACGCGCUGCCCGGAUUUAACAAAGACGACAUCAAGCUGGUCUCGGAAAGCUUGCUAUCGAUCAUGACGGCCACUAAUGUGCUGAUUCGUACGAAUUGCUUCCAAACCUUCCACUCGCUGUUCACGUCAAAGACGGAAAAUCUUACACCCGUGCUGGCGGGCAAGCUACUUUCCGCACUGUACGAUUACCGGCCAGAUCGGUCCGACUCGCGUCAAAUCAUCGCUUGGUUAACAGUGCUAAAGGAAGGUCACCUGUUUCUGGCCAAGUACGAUCUCGUUCUCUGCAGCACUGCGCUGCCAAAGUUCGUACAGGUGUGUGCGCAGGAUUUCUGGUCCUCCGAAAAGCUGGAUAUCGUGUCGGCCGCCUCCAACGCGCUGAAGGAUAUUCUGUACGAGUGUGUACAGCCGUGCUGUGUUGAUGCAGCGGAGGUGGAAAAGCAUCGUGUCUCGAUAGAGAAGAUUCUGAAGUACAUCAUUGACGUACUGUGUACGGCUCCGUUUGGCCAUGCGUCGAAGCAAGUGUUGAUCAUUUUGGCAAUAGCGUUUGAUACUACCGGACGGUACUUUGGCGAAACAUUGGCACCUGCCCUAACCACGCUCGGCACACGGUACGAUCCUAAGUCGUCUACACGCUUACAAAUCGAGCAUGCCGUGCUGCAAGCUGUGGGAUCGAUGGAAACCAGCUUAGUGUUGCAAUGCAUACCGCUCGCAGGAGAGGACGGAAAGAUCGAUCUUGAUCGUACAUGGAUGUUGCCGUUACUGCGCGAAGGUUUGCAGCAUUCCAGCUUCGAACUGUUCAACAGCGUCAUUCUCAAACUCGCCUACCAGUGCUACAUGCUGUGGCAGAAGUUUAAAGAAUCGGACAACAAACAUCAGGCACACAUCUUCGAGCUGUUGUGCUGUCAGCUGUGGGGUCUGUUUCCCGGCUUCUGUCGCAAGCCGAAGGACGUAUCCAACUUCCGGCUGAUUGCAAAAACGCUCGGCACGGUGCUGAACGAGAAUCCUGAUCUGCGUGCACCGAUUCUGGACGGUUUGAAGGAGCUCAUAACACACCUCGAAACGCCCGCCGAUCGGGAAGAGAUAGGACGGUUUGCGAAAAAUUUCCUACCCCGGCUGUUUAACAUCUACACUACGAAACCGAACGGUAGCUACGAGAACGAAGUGCGGCAAGCCGCAUUUGAAACGAUUCAAGCGUAUCUUUCCAUCACUCCCACACCGGUACUGGACGAGAUGUUCAAUGUGGCAUUGCAGCAGCUGCAAGAAAAGGCUCCGGGAACGUUCAUCUACGACACGCUGUUCGAUAUUGUAGAGCAGCUUGCCCUGUACCAGACGCAGGAGAAGCUAGUCGAAAUCUACAACAAGUACAUUACGGUCAUACUGAAGCAGGACAAAAAGCAGGAAACGGUCGCCAAGAACACCGCCAACAUACGGCGUCAGAUGAAGAAAGCGUUUAAAUUGCUGCGGGAAAUUUUGGCCUCCAGCAACGAAGGUUGCGUUGGGUUUGUAGAAGCCAAGCUGGGUAAUAUCGAAAAGUUGUUGCUGAGUACGAUGCGCUUAACGUACGAGGGCAUUCAGGCACCACGAUUAGAAUGCUUGAAGCUGAUACUGGAAAAACAGUCGACGGUUGUGCUGGAAAGCAAGUUGGUGACGCGCACACUUUCGGAAGUGGUCGCUACGUACCAUUUGGAUGUUAUAAAGAAGCAACAAAUUGGUACCGAGCUGCUGGAAAAGAUCGGUGAACUGUUUGAUAAUCAGGAAAAAAUCAACGAUUUCAUCGAUCUCAUCAUUGCUGGCUUUUUGGGCGACAGUCAACUGAUCACCAACACGAUCGGGGUGCUGCGUACCGUGCUGGAAAAGUUUACCGGAUCGUUGGCGAUCGAUUCGCUGAAAUUUAUGCUCGAUCAGGUGCUUACCUUCGUAAUCGGUAAAACGCGAAUGGAGGUCGACGCGGGGCUACAUUUCCUGUACGUUUACACCAAAAUUCUUCCAAUCCCGCUCGUGACCAACUAUCUUUCGUUGAUCGUAAACUCGCUCUCGACGAUGGUUCCGGACACUAGGCGACAUUGCCGUUUGCUGUUGGGCUAUAUUUGGAAGAAGUUGUGUAAGCGGUUCGGUGCACAGGAAGUGAUACAGCUCGUGCCGGGCAACGACGAGGAAACGCAUAAGCGGCUGAAGAAAAUCCGUAAGGAUCUAGCACGGGCAAAACGCAACAAGCAGGAGCGUGGCGGCAAGAACGCCCCAGAGGAGGAGGAUGAAGAGGAACCCGACUUUGCGAACGAGCUGCAAAAGAAGAGCUUAACCAUCGAUGAUAUCCUGGCGGACUCUGACUCUGAUUCCGGUGUGGAAGAUGAGCGCAAGGGUCGUAAGAAGAAGGGCGUGGAUACGUACAUUAAGGAAUCGGAAGACAAUAUCGUUGAUUUGGCUGAUUUGGAUGCGAUCGGAAAGAUUACAACCAACGAACCGAUGGAUGUGUCUGGCAAGGAUCAAUCGCGUGCUGGCACCAGCAAACAGCGAAAGGAUGAAAACCGUGGCUUUAAAACGGCUGCCGAUGGUCGGCUCAUUAUCAAGGACAUUGAGGAUUACUCCGAUUCCGAUGAAGAUCCGGACGAGGCGGUUGGGUACGUGGAUAAGUCGAAAAAGCGCAUCUACGACGAGGACGACAGUGAUGAUAGUCAGGACGAGCGGGAUGACACGGAGCCGAAUCCGGAAGACGAUGGACCAUCGUCCCGGAAGCGCAAGGCGCUCGAUGUGCUCAGCGCCCGUUCGGGCAUGUCGGGUACGUCGAACCGAUAUGUGGCCGGUGGUAAGGGUAUCCAUCGACCGGUGGCUUCCUCUGUAAAGUCUGGGUACAGCAGUAAGACCAACCGUACGGCCAAAUCGAACGCUUCCACCGGUGCAGAAUAUCGGGCGAAGAAAGCAUCGGGAGAUAUGCUUAAGAAGGGCAAACACGAACCGUAUGCCUACGUUCCGCUAAGCCGCAAUUCGCUCAACCGAAGAAAACGAGCGAAAAAUGCGGGACAAUUUAAGAGCAUUGUGAAUGGGGCCAGAAAAGGAGCAGCUGCUGGUUCGAAGAAACGAUUGCUAAAAGCUGGUACGAAACGGAAGUAACUGAAAACCAAUUCGAUAUAGAGCCCCACCAGCAGCAAGCACACGGAUAGGUUCGGAGGUGUAUGGAGCAAAACAGCAACACACACAUGGUAAAACACACCGCUACACCGCUCGUCAAGAUUGUUUAUAAGAUGAAAUAGAAGUUAACCAACAUUUAUCUAUAUCACUUGAUGAAA
Molecule: messenger RNA, 4364 nt
Organism: Anopheles stephensi (Asian malaria mosquito)
Lineage: Eukaryota; Metazoa; Arthropoda; Insecta; Diptera; Culicidae
Product: RRP12-like protein
Exons: 8
Coding region: 1-4188 (1395 amino acids)
Source: RefSeq, a predicted model, not a curated record